UUAGCUAAUCAGGUUGAAUGUGCGGCUUUUAGUAGCUAACGUUACCUCCUAGCUAAUUGUAUGAGAAAAUGUUUACGUCAGCUAAAGAACCACUGCACUACGAGCUAGCCAUCAAAUUAAAUGGGAAAGACGUUAGCUAGCUAGUCAGAGGAAAUAUGACAUUUAUGUUACAAGCUUAGCUAAACUAGCUAGCUACAUUCCCUUAGGUCUUAUGUAAAGAAAUUGUGAAUUUAGACCCGUUUCAGUAGCAAAAAUAGACAUUUCAGGUGCAAGUCACAAGCCCAAAAUAGUCAUACAAGAUGACUAGCGACGAAUUAUAGCUGGGACAUUUAAAAUUAUGAGGUUGCCUCGGCAUAUUGCAAAUGUAGCCAACUACCUUUUAUGUUAAAAUUGUAAAAACCAUAGCCGAUGUUACCCAACAAGCCAUAUUCGUGUGGGUGUGUGCAGUGGUUAAAGGUCUCCGACAUAAGUGUUGAUUGGUGGAAAAUGGGGAUCGGCUGCGUUUACACAAUUAUGAUCUUUAAACCACUAAUUGUUUGUUCGACCAAUCACAUCAGAUAUUUUCACAAAAUAUAUUUUUCACAGAUUAGAUUGUUCAAAAAACCAAUUAGUGAAAACAAAAGAUCAGAAUCGGGCUGCCUGUUUAAACGCAGCCUUAGUUACAUGUUGGAUUGAGAAAUCUGGGCGCACACACGAGAGCAGGGGAUUCACGACAGACAGAUAGAUACUCAUACCACAUCGAAAUAGUUCAUUUCCCUUCUCGGAUUUUGACAGCAGGACUGGUACAAUAGGAUUUUUUUUUUAAAAGCAGCUCAGUGAAGUGUUGCCGUUGAAGACAUUCCACUUUUGGUGUAGGGUCUGAGCCAUUACACCAGCCUUGUUUUUUUUUGUCUUCAAGAUAUCCAUUUUCUGAAUACAAAGAAUGACACUGAUUUGAAAAAAGAGGCCUGAUCUGAAGGGGCGUGUCAUUAGCAAGUAAAACCAAGACCCGGGGGCAAAGAAGAAACCCAAGGAAACGAAUUAUGACUUACAACAACAGAGAACUGGUGGUAUACUAUAUUACCUAUAAACUAUCACAGAGAGACUACCCCUUCAACCACAUUGGGCUCACAGAAGCUCCCAGUCGGACUGAGGGGGAUGAGGGGGGACAGGUGGAAGGGGGGGCGGCAGUCACGACACACCCCAAUGGCACAGUGAACGGGACGAGUCCUGGGACUCCACCGCGACAGUCUCCCCCCUUGUCCCCUCAGCGGACAAUGGGCCUGGACGCAGUGAAAGAGGCAUUGCGGGACUCUGCCAACGAGUUUGAGCUGCGUUAUGCCAGAGCGUUCAGUGACCUGUCCUCCCAGCUACACAUCACGCCGGCCACAGCCUACCAGAGCUUCGAGAACGUGAUGGAUGAGGUUUUCCGUGACGGUGUGAACUGGGGACGUGUGGUGGGCCUGUUUGCCUUCGGAGGGGCCCUCUGUGUAGAGUGUGUGGAGAAGGAGAUGAGCCCACUAGUGGGACGGAUUGCAGACUGGAUGACUGUAUACCUGGACAACCACAUUCAGCCCUGGAUCCAGAGCCAAGGAGGAUGGGCAUGCCUGGGCAGGUACAAUGCGCUUCAGAGAUCGAUAAGCACUGAUGACUACAGGGUUGAGUAUGUUGCUGCCGUGAUGAUGGAUCGCAGGGAGCAGUGUGGUACUAUUGCUCCAUUGUGCAAGACAAACAAAGAUGCAUAGAUGGUAUGGUAGAAAAAUAGGGAGAAAGGGACAAGUAGCUAUUCGGGAGAGGUGAAGUGAAAUCUAGUAUGUUUCAUGAAAAAAAUUACGUUCGAUUCCACCUGUCACUAAUUGUCUCUGUACUCUAACAUGCCUAAUCGUAAUCACAAACCGCAAUCUUUAUUCUCUACACCCACAACAUUUCUCCCAUACCUCUUCAAGGAGUUCUCACAGGGAGCGAUACUCUCCAUGGCUUCACCUCUUGUGAAGUGCUGCUGGUUCCUGUGCUAGUUACAUGUUGAUAUUCCUUUUUAGAAUCUACUCGCACACGCCUACAGUAACUUAGGUUGGCCCUGGUUGUUUUUUUGACAAGUGUUUCCACCGGAAUCAAUUAGUCAAGUGUGCAGUGAUGAAUGUGAACACUUUGGGUGUAAUUGACAGUAUUCAUGAGAGAGUGUUUGUAUCUGUAGCCCUGCAGUAUUUUCUGUCUGGCAGUGCUAGCUGAAGGUCCUCAAGACUGGUCAUUUUUAGCGUUUCGUUAACUCUCUGUGCCUGAUAAAUGAUUCUCCAUCUCUAUUGCGCUGUUAUCUGCCCAAGACAUGUCACCGCACCCACUCCUUUUUCUCAGAAACGGCCUCCUAAGAAAUCAAUCUCUCGGUUCUUCAGAAGCCCUUUACCAGACUCGCACACAUGCGUGCAUUCAUUACAGUAGACUUUUUUUCUAGAGCAACUUACAGGAGCCAUUAGGUUUAAGUGCCAUGCUCAAGGGCACAUCAACAGUGUUUUCACCUUGUCGACUCUGGUUUCGAACCAGCAACCUUUCGCUUACUGGCCCAACAUUCUUAAUCACUAGGCUACCUGCCACUACACAUGUAUACACACAAACAUGGCCGUCUUGGCUCUUUCCUGCUGUUUCUGUGCUUCCCUCUUCCCAUAUUCCAUUGUUAAGUUUUCUUCUUUAUUGUUGAAGUCAGCAGGGAGGAGGAGUGAUGUAUCACCCUGUUAGAGCGGAAGGAAGCAGGGUGUCAGACGCACACCACACAUCUUUAAUCAAAUCAGCAUGUUUGGAAUGUCUCCAAUAAUUGCCUUAUUUGAGGCUGUGUCUGAUUGGGCUCUUCUGAGUCCCCAUAUGCAUGUUCAGUUAUGUCAACUAUUUGAUUUAUAGUAAUCCGUUUUGUUUCAGAAUGAUUUUGUUUAUUUUACUGCCCAGUCAAGACCGUCCACUAUUCACUGCACUAAAGCACCCACCCCAGCCAGCCAUUACAUCCGUGCCAGACACAAGCGGAUGAAUCAGCCAAUGUGCGCUUGUUCCCUCUUGUGGCUGUAGCCAGAACUGCAGAAUGUUAUGUCAAUGUUCUGGGUUGUUCUCGAAUGAAUUACUGGAAGGGGUGGGCUAAGGAUGACAUGAUGGUGGUGAAAUUGUCAACAAGGAAAGUUAUUCACUUGGGGGUUACUGCAGUUCAAAUGAAUGGCAUGGGGAGGUUUUGUGAUGGUGGAAGUGCCAGUGACAUUUUAUAUUUUCGUCUGUCGUAUCGAAGCGAUGAUUGAUGAAAAUGUCAACACUUUUUUUCACCCGCUCAUCAGCCCAUUGCUUCUUGCUAGUACCUUACUAUUGUAGCUUGGAGGUGUAGGGACACUUGUGGGUGUGAGGGGUGGGGAUUGAUUUUGUGUGUGGUUGUAAAUUGUCUCAGCACACAUUAAGCUUUGCCAACUAAUUCUGAUUACUUUCUAAUCUGAUUUGGCUCUGAUUUUAAGAUUACUGCAUUAUAUUGUAAAGGGUGUAAUUUCACCUAAUUCUGUUGAUUUUAAGGGAGGCUCUCAUGUCUAAUGCUGUUAGUGUUGUGGUUGCAAGUUCACUUUCCUCAUAUAAAGCCUCUUAUUUUGCUAUAGGCUACCAAGUGCAUACCACGCUGGCUUGCUUCUGAAGCUAAGCAGGGUUGGUCCUGGUCAGUUCUUGGAUGGGAGACCAGAUGCUGCUGGAAGUGGUGUUGGAGGGCCAGUAGGAGGCACUCUUUCCUACUCUUCCUUUUCUGAAGGAAUAUCCCAAUGCCCCAGGGCAGUGGUUGACACUGCCCUGUGUAGGGUGCCGUCUUUCGGCUGGGACGUUAAA
This is a messenger RNA of Oncorhynchus tshawytscha (Chinook salmon), 3813 nucleotides long. Its product is annotated as bcl-2-like protein 1. Gene Ontology annotation, biological process: negative regulation of intrinsic apoptotic signaling pathway; extrinsic apoptotic signaling pathway in absence of ligand; intrinsic apoptotic signaling pathway in response to DNA damage. The record is from RefSeq and is a predicted model, not a curated record. NCBI's taxonomy places the organism in Eukaryota, Metazoa, Chordata, Actinopteri, Salmoniformes, Salmonidae. Gene Ontology annotation, cellular component: mitochondrial outer membrane. The transcript is spliced from 3 exons. Gene Ontology annotation, molecular function: protein homodimerization activity; protein heterodimerization activity. The coding region runs from base 1023 to 1724 and encodes 233 amino acids.